UCAAAUGGUGGCAAAACCAAAAAUCUUCGGAUUCCAUUUCCGCAACAUCCACCACAAUCGCCAAACUCCUAUUCUUGAACCUAUUAAAACCCCCAUCUCGUGUAAAUUCAUGAUCCAAAUGUAGUACACACACAGACACGAAUAUAAAUUUAUUGUAUAGAUACAUGCAUAGGAUUCACAAUAAUCUUGAUGGGUUAUCUUUCUUGUAACGCAGAAUCGGCUAUCUCAGCAGCCAAUUCCAAGACUUCACCUUCAACCUUCUCAAAGAAAUCCCAUCAUCAUUCUGAAAAAGAAAAGGAAAAGCCCAACAAAAUUCAGGAAUUCAACUAUAAAGAUCUUCAAGCAGCCACUAACAAUUUUUCCGAUCAAAAGCUAUUGGGCAGGGGCAGCCAUGGCCUUGUUUACAAAGGGGUUCUCCAAGGUCGCCUUGUGGCCAUAAAGAAAUCCUCAAGAACUGCACAAAUGUCGGUGACGGAUAGCCCAAAUGAAGUCGAGAAUGAAAUUGAUAUAUUGUCAAAGCUGCAGGGUCCAAGACUAGUUAAUCUUGUUGGAUUCAGUAAGAAUGAUUCUCUAGAUCGCCUUUUAGUGGUCGAGUUCAUGAGAAAUGGGACGCUUUAUGAUGUUCUGCAUUCGAGUUCCCGGCCUCCCACUUGGGGAAGAAGGAUAAAAUUAGCUUUACAAACUGCGAAAGCCAUUGAUACCCUUCAUUCUUCAAGUCCUCCGGUAAUUCAUCGCGAUAUCAAGUCGGCCAACGUGUUGAUAGACCGGAAUUUCAAUGCAAGGUUGGGGGAUUUUGGUCUGGCAUUGAGGUGUGUGGAUGAUUAUAGGUUAAGAUCAACUCCCCCGGCAGGGACAAUGGGGUAUUUAGAUCCCAGUUAUGUAACCCCGGGCAAUCUGAGUACUAAAACUGAUGUGUUUAGUUUUGGAAUACUUCUUUUGGAGAUAAUUAGUGGGAGGAAAGCUAUUGAUAUGGGGCAUUCGCCGCCUUCUGUUGUUGAUUGGGCUAUUCCAUUGAUUAGGAGAGGGAAAUUUUUGGCCAUUUAUGAUCCCAGGAUUGAACCACCCAAGUACCCUUCUGUGAGGAAGCAGUUGGCGGUGGUAGCUGCGAAAUGUGUGAGGUCUUGUAAGGAGAGGAGGCCGACAAUGAAGGAAGUAGUAGUGUGUUUGAGCGGAUUAAGUAGGCUGGUUCCAAUCCGUCCAUGGAAUGGACUUGCUAAUCCUUGUUUGAUGGUUGAUACCAUGGGGAGACCAGUAGAUUCGAGAAGGGUCCAGGUGAAUUCGAAGGGAAAGGGGUCUGAUGACCGGAAUUUGGAUGUUGGGGAUGCCAAACUAGGACUACCAUUGAGGAAUUCGCGGAGAGUGUACUCUCACUUGGGGUUUAGGAGCAAUUUGUUGGACUUAAUGGUUGGCCCUGAUGAGGAGUCCGAGUUUCGUGGUGAGAAUGAUUGGAUAGAACCUAAACUGGCAUACAGUUCUGGAUUUCAAAGUAGGAGUUUCAAUGGGCGAAGUAAUAGGUCUAAGGUUCUUGGGUACAGUAAAGGGAGUGUGUCUUGCAUAAAGAGAAACGACUCUGUUGGAGAGAAUUCUAAUUCAUUGUAUAGAAAAGAUUUCAAGAUUUCUGGAUCGAGUACUGUUUCUAUGGUUGCUGAUCCAAGCUAAUGUUGUGUUGAAUAGUUCUUUGGAAUUCUUGCUGAUUUGAUGUCCAAGCAAAGUUCACUACUCUGAGCUUCUCGUUCUGUUAUUCAACAUUGUUGUAGAUUAUCUUUGGCAUUCAAUUGAAUAGCCUGUGUCAUUUGUCAUCUGUUAAGUCAAAAAUGCACCACUGGUGCAUUCUCGAUAGUUUCGUGUUUUCUUUAAGAGCUGAUGAAUGACUGAAAAUGCAGCUCUAAUUUUUGAGCAAAGAAAAUCUUCGUAGA
Molecule: messenger RNA, 1916 nt
Organism: Olea europaea var. sylvestris
Lineage: Eukaryota; Viridiplantae; Streptophyta; Magnoliopsida; Lamiales; Oleaceae
Product: serine/threonine-protein kinase-like protein At3g51990
Exons: 1
Coding region: 190-1659 (489 amino acids)
Biological process (GO): protein phosphorylation
Cellular component (GO): plasma membrane
Molecular function (GO): ATP binding; protein kinase activity
Source: RefSeq, a predicted model, not a curated record